GCCCUUCCGUUCUUCAAGAAGAGCUACAAGCAAGUGAAAUCCCUGCAGCAAGAUGAAUUACUGCGAAUGAUAUCCUCGGGGAAACCAAGUUACGAGCAAGUUCACAUGUGGCGCAAGUCAUUUGAGUCUCUCCUUCAUGACAAAUAUGGCCUCGCACUCUUCAAGGAGUUCCUCACGACGGAAUUCAGUGACGAGAACAUUGAAUUUUGGAUCGCGUGUGAGAAUUAUAAAAAACUUAGUCAGUCAAAGAAGAUGCAGUGCCAUGCCCUGAAGAUAUACGACGAUUUUCUUGCUGCCCAGGCUGGACGCGAGUCCAUCCCAACCGCACGAUCCACACUUCCAAAUAGCAUUCUCGCGUUUCUGACAAAACUCCUGUCAGCCCGAUAUCUUUACCGGUCCUAG
Molecule: messenger RNA, 402 nt
Organism: Dibothriocephalus latus
Lineage: Eukaryota; Metazoa; Platyhelminthes; Cestoda; Diphyllobothriidea; Diphyllobothriidae
Source: the annotation of a GenBank genome assembly